This is a messenger RNA of Capronia epimyces CBS 606.96, 1011 nucleotides long. Its product is annotated as ribosomal RNA assembly protein KRR1. The transcript is spliced from 3 exons. The coding region runs from base 1 to 1011 and encodes 336 amino acids. Gene Ontology annotation, molecular function: RNA binding. Lineage: Eukaryota; Fungi; Ascomycota; Eurotiomycetes; Chaetothyriales; Herpotrichiellaceae. Gene Ontology annotation, cellular component: small-subunit processome; nucleolus. The record is from RefSeq and is a predicted model, not a curated record.
AUGCCGUCUACAUACAAGAAGGACAAACCGUGGGAUACCGACGACAUUGACAAAUGGAAGAUCGAAGAUUUUAAGCCGGAGGACAAUGUCGGCGGAACCUUUGCAGAAGAAUCCUCCUUCGCUUGCCUAUUCCCAAAAUAUCGAGAACUCUACCUGAAGCAGGCUUGGCCGUUGGUUACCAAAGCUCUUGAAAAGAAAGGCAUUGCCUGCACACUGGACCUGGUUGAGGGUCGCAUGGAAGUCCGCACCACCCGCAAAACCUAUGAUCCCGCCGCCAUCUUGGAUGCGAGAGAUCUCAUAAAGCUGCUUGCUCGAAGUGUGCCGGCUCCACAGGCCUUGAAAAUCCUUCAAGAUGAUGUGGCUUGCGAUGUCAUCAAGAUCCGAAAUCUGGUACGGAACAAAGAACGAUUCGUCAAACGUCGUCAACGGUUGCUCGGCCCCAAUGGCUCGACCCUGAAAGCCCUCGAAUUGCUCACAAAUACCUACAUCCUCGUGCAAGGAAAUACAGUCAGCGCCAUGGGCGGCUACAAGGGCUUAAAGGAAGUGAGGAGAGUGGUCGAAGAUUGCAUGAACAACAUUCACCCCAUUUACCAGGUCAAAGAACUUAUGAUCAAGCGAGAAUUAGCAAAGGACCCGGCCUUGAAGAAUGAGAGUUGGGACCGCUUCCUACCGCAACUGAAGAAGAAGACACUGAGCAAGAGACACACGCCCUACAAAAUCACGGACAAAGCGUCGAAGCCAUACACGCCAUUUCCUCCGCCACGCGAAAAGAGUAAAAUUGAUCUGCAGAUUGAAAGCGGAGAAUACUUUCUUGCGAAACAAGCAAAGGAAAGAGCCAAGGAGCAAGAAAGACUCGAAAGACAGAGGGAGAGGAAAGAAGAAAAACAACGCGAGCGAGAGCAAGCUUUCAUCGCGCCCAAGGAAGACCUAUCCCAGAAGAAGACCAAGAGGAAGGCUCCGGUGGAGGCAGAAGCCUCGAAGCCUAAGAAGCAUAAGAAGAGCACUCAGUAA